UUUUUUUUUUUUUUUACCAUUCAUUCAACUAAAAAUUGAGGUUCUUCCUUGCUGGAUGUGAUCUGUCUCUUUGAAAUCACCUUUCUUUUUGCAUAAAUUCUUGUCAUCAUGAAACCAACAAGUCUAUACUUUCUGCUACCUCUUGUUUUCCAUCUUGAUUUUCCUCGCCAGGCGGCUGCAGUACUUUUGCCACCAAACGCACGGCAUCAAUCGAACGUCGCAGCUUUUGUUCAACAUUCUCAGACUCAAACCAACGACCAAGUCUCGUCGAGAAUCAGCUUGAUUUCGUCUGAAAGGAGAUGGAAUGUUGUGACAGGGUCACUUGCCAAUGCCAGAGAUCCACCACAUGAUGCUCUGUUUUAUCGAGAACCUUUACUACGCGACAUAGAAAUUGGCUAUUCUCGAGAUGAACCAUUCGUGCCCGUGAAUGGAAAUGUUCCAACGAAUGGUCAUCCACCAGCUUUGUACAACCAUCUGCAAAAGCGGGGAAAUGGAUCGACAUUCACGAAUCAGCCACAUAACGGUGCUGCAUUCAAUAUCAUUCACGUUAUGGCCGCUGUGCUCGGUAUUAUAGCAGCUACAAUCGUCACUAUUGUUGUUUUCAUCAUGUACCGUCGCCGCCGGAGAAGACAGGCCCGGCGAACCGAUGAUACCGAAAAAUCCGCAUCAUCGAUGGUGGGCGUUCCCCACCUCUCAUCCCCGUCCCCCGCAGCUGCGUCAACUCGGUUAACACAGUUUGUAAAUAAUUACUAUUAUGACGAACGUCAACAUGCUGUGGAGCCCGAUUCCAAUCCACUGAACACAAACAUCUCUUCCGAUACGGCGUCAGGCGCGAGUCCAACCAUUGUCACCCCAUCCAUGCAACAAUACAGGUUACAGCUGAAAUUAUUACAGCGACAUGACGAACAACGACAGAAACAACGACCGCAUCCAGGGCCACCGUCUCGUUCUUCGCAGCCGUUGGACCCACCGCCACCUCCAUAUGAACUUUAACCCAGCAGUUACCUUUACCUUGUUCUCUUAUCUGUACAACUACUUUCAUCUUGUAAAUAGCAUAUUUAUCUUUUUUCUUUUUUUUCUCUCAUACUGCAUCAAUAGAAUUCUCGGAAGAUAAACUGCAGUAGCAUGAUCUGACUGUUUGUUGUCCAACCUUGAACCUUAUAAAGCACAAAUAACUU
This is a messenger RNA of Radiomyces spectabilis, 1178 nucleotides long. RefSeq lists its product as uncharacterized. NCBI's taxonomy places the organism in Eukaryota, Fungi, Mucoromycota, Mucoromycetes, Mucorales, Radiomycetaceae. The transcript has 2 exons. The record is from RefSeq and is a predicted model, not a curated record. The coding region runs from base 109 to 993 and encodes 294 amino acids.